Contarinia nasturtii (swede midge) is the source of this 4114-nucleotide messenger RNA. It is a transcript of the gene fmt, whose product is annotated as serine/threonine-protein phosphatase 6 regulatory subunit 3-B. Gene Ontology annotation, molecular function: protein phosphatase regulator activity; protein phosphatase binding. Lineage: Eukaryota; Metazoa; Arthropoda; Insecta; Diptera; Cecidomyiidae. Gene Ontology annotation, cellular component: nucleus; cytosol. The record is from RefSeq and is a predicted model, not a curated record. Bases 299 to 2968 code for a protein of 889 amino acids. The transcript has 13 exons.
AAUCUUGUGGAACGGUCGCGCUGCUUGUUUUUCAUAUACGAAUGUGAGAACAUUUCAAUUAUACAUUGUACAGCGCCAUUAUGCGAAUAAGUAAAAAUCAUUGCAUCUAAAAAAGAACAAUAAAUCACAACAAAUUACAACAAGAAAAUAAGAGAAAAAACUUCAACGGAAAUAUUGUGGUAUUAAAUUCGGUCUUCAAAUUUAUAUAAUUAAGUAGUAAAUUAUUUGCUAAUGAUUUUACUGUGAUUAUUCAAAUGGUAAAUUGUUAUUAAAACGAAUUAUUAUCGUGUAAAACAAAAUGUUUUGGGAAGUGAAUUCAUAUUCAAAGAGCAUUGACACUUUACUAAACAAAGAGGAUGUGACGCUGAGAGAACUGCUUGACGAUGAAGACAUUCUGCAGGAUUAUAAAGAGCAGAACAAAAAUCUAACCCAAUUUUUACAUCGAGCUGAAAUCAUCGAUGAAUUGGUAUCUAUGAUCACAACCGAACCACCAUCGGAUGUUGCUGAUAAUGUACGCUUUAAAUAUUCGAACAUUGCGUGCGAAAUUCUAACCAGUGAAGUGCCAGUUUUAAUUGAACGUCUCGUAAGCAGUCGUUCAACGUUGGAGAAACUUUAUGCCUUUUUGGAACAAGAUCCGCCAUUGAAUCCGUUGCUUACAUCAUUCUGUAGUAAAACAUUUGGCAUGCUACUAUCAAAGAAAUCGGAUCAAGAUUGGUUUUCGUAUCAAUGUGUUUGUUUGCAAAUGCUCGAAUUUAUAAAAUCACGUCCGGGUUUUUUGAAUACAAUUUAUAAGCAUAUGAGCGCACCUGUUGUUGUUGAUUUAUUAUUUCAAAUUAUAACAUCGAUCGAAGGUGAUGAACUGCGAAAUUCACUAUUUCAAUGGCUUAGCGAACAACAAUUGGUGUGCAAUUUAAUUGGUAUGCUUGGCAAUGAGGCCGACGCUGAUAAACAUCAAAAUAUUGCCAAUUUAUUGUGUGAAUUGAUUUCAACUGGACGAAGUGCACGACAAAAUGAAAUACAGAAACGAGGUUAUGGUUAUAGUGACAGUGCCACGGAUUCAAAUGAUCCACUCAUUCAUAUACUGGAAGAUGAAUCGACUACGGAUUUACUGUUAGACUUAAUUUUAUCGAAUAAAACAGAAAGUGCCGUUGUAUCUGGCAUCACCAUCAUCUUGAAACUAUUGGAAAAUCCGAUAAUUAAUGAACCGGCAUCGGACACGGCUUUACAGUAUUUGGCCGAUGCGGAAAAAGAGCAUCACAAACGGAUUAUCGCAAACAUUGUGCAACAAAUUAAACCACGUGUCAAAGAGUUACAUGAACUACUUGUGAACCCACCAACGAAAUUUGACAUCAGGAAUACAGUAACACUAUUGUCGCCGCCAUUCGGUAGCACGAGAUUGCACAUAUGUACACUGUUAUCAGUAUUAAUUGAAACGGGAAAUCAAGAUAUUAUCGACGCAAUUUGCGAAACGGACUUUUUUAAUGUUUUGCUCGACCUAUUUAAGCAAUACUGUUGGAACAAUAUUUUGCAUAGUCAAGUAAAAAAAUGUUUUUCGUACGCAUUUAGUGCAUUUGUGCAUGGUGAUGAUAAUACAUGCACACCCUCUGCCUUACAAACUCAUAUUUUAGUAAAGUGUAACGUUGCAUCUAAGUUAAUUGAUUGCUGGAAGCACAACGAUGAAUCACAAUCAAAAGAGAAUGGCCGUCGACUUGGUUACAUGGGCCAUUUAAUUUAUAUGUUCGAUUCAUUAAAUUUAUUAGUAUUGGUGUCACACCAAUUUCGUGCCUUAGUUGAAUCAAAUUUAACUGAAGACGAACUGUCUUAUUGGAAAUUAGUAACGGAUCCAAAUAAUGGAUAUUUGGUGUCAGCGCUCAAACAGCAAAAAUCAUAUUUGGGUGGCAUCGAUCCAAAUCAAAGUGAUUCCUACGAUACGAGCGCAUCAAAAGAUUUUCAAGAUGAAAGUUUUACCGGCGAUUACUAUAACGACAUUGAAGCAAAUUCACAUAAUAUUGUUGACGACAUAAAUGAUACGGCAACACGUUUAUUCGAGGCAAGGUGCAGUAUGCAAAAUCUCAGCACAUUCGAUAUUCGUGAUUCGGAUAUCAAAUACAAUUUCGAUGAGCUGAUGAACGAAUUUCGUGAUGAUAUCAGUGACAAUAAUAUAUUUGGCAGCAGCGGCUCAACAUUUCCAACGAGUAGCAAUUUGAGUGAUUCAAUAUUACCAAAAAAUGACACCGAUUGGGCCGAUUUUGAUUCGCAUUUUAGCGAUUUUCAGCUAAGCGAUAACAUCGCAUUUCCGCCACUUGAACAAAAUAACCAUAACAAUCGAAACGAUGAGAUGGCCAACAGCAACAAUCCAAACGCGUACUCAUCAUGGAACGACGAUAAUAACAAAAAUCCAAGCUCAUCAGACUCGUCACCAGUUCGAGUACAGAACACUAAAGAUAUCAAACGAUGGGCUUCGGUUGUUAGUGAUAUAGACACCGUACAAACAACCGACGAAUUCAAUGCGGAGAAAACGACGGAAGAGACAAAUGCGUCUGUACAAAAUGCCAAUACGAUCAGUUAUACAACAUCAGCGAGUGAACAAAUUGAUAAUGCCGAAUUGCAAGAAAAGGAAUUAGUUAGCAGUAAACUAGACGACAAUGAAAAUGACAAAGAGAGUAAAUUAGUUGAUUGCACCACGAAUGCGGCUUCACCAAAAAAUGAAACAAUGACAACCAUCACGUCCACGACCACAACAUCACCGGUCGAGACUGACAUAAACAACGGACCAUUCACAGAUGAAUCAAAUGCUAAGGAGACGAUCGAUAAUAAAAAUGAUAACACUUCCAACGAACACAAUGAAAAUACAUCGGUUAUCAACGAUUUGAAUGUGUCAGAUUCCGAUGCCAAUUUAACAUCAUCAUCAGAAGAUUCGUCGUCGUCACCCACAGACCAAUCAACUGAUAUAAUAAGCGACGUAUAAAAAAUACUGUGAAACGAUAAGCCGUUUUAAUGUGUCAACUCAAGUUAUUUGGCAGCUGAUUCGUUCGUUAUCUUUUGUAAGAUUUGAUUCGAGGCACUCUUGAAAGCAAAACAAAAGAAGAAGCAAGAAAUAUAGAAGACAACAAACAAUGAAGACAAGUAGUAAAAAAAAACUCAAUGACCAAAUUAAUGUGUUAAAGGUCAUUGUAUACUGUUCCACAUAUAACAAUUAUAAUUUUUCGGACUCUUUUUAUACGCUCAAAACUAAAAAAAAAUAAUUCAAACACAAAUAUACACCCCCCGGUGAAAAAAAAGUAAUUCAAAUGCAACAACGACCAAAAGCAAAAAAUCACACAAAAACACUCAACACACGAAAUCACGUGAAACACACAUACAAGAGUAUUGUAAUUGUUUUUAAUGAUAAACAAAAAAUAAAUAAAUUAAUAUGAAUUAAUUUGACAACAGACACAAAAUGAAACGCAUACACAAUUAGGGUCAGACUUAAUUUUUUAGUAAAUAAAAUUUGUUAGAAUUUAUUUAAUAGAUGAACGAAAUAAGCGUUUAAGAUAAAUAAUAUAAUAAAAAAAAAUGGAGAAAAUAAAAUCAACAACAAAGUAUGGCAAUGGAGUGAGCGAGACAGCAAUAGGUGUGUGCGCACACAUGUGAAUUGAAAUGAAGAUAAACUUUGUAAAUAAAUACACCUGUGUAUUGUAAAAAAAAGAAGAAAAAAAAUGUAACCUACGAGUGACCGUUAAGCAUGCAAGCGCCAAUAAACAAAAUGAGAAACAGUCCUUUUCUCUUUUUGAACAUUUUUUUAUAUACCGUGCAUACCAAUUGAUUUCCCGUUAAACUCUUGUUGGGAUGUCGAAAGCAAAAGAACACAUAUUAAAAAUGAAUGAAACAAAAAUAUUCUCAAUUCAAACGAUCAAAACAAAAACUAUAAAAUUCCACCUUUUAAUUCAAAACUUAUUGCAAUAAAAACUCCAAAAAGAAUUACAACCUCAACAUCGAUCGAUGCCCAUACAAAACGUUUAAAAAAAAAUAAUACGAAAUGGAGAAAGAACAAAAACAAAACAUACACGAACAUGAAGCUAAACUAUGAUUUGUGAUAUGUUCAUAUCAAAUUUAAAACCUAAAAAAAGAUGAA